Molecule: messenger RNA, 1344 nt
Organism: Neoarius graeffei (lesser salmon catfish)
Lineage: Eukaryota; Metazoa; Chordata; Actinopteri; Siluriformes; Ariidae
Gene: eno2
Product: enolase 2
Exons: 11
Coding region: 106-1344 (412 amino acids)
Biological process (GO): glycolytic process
Cellular component (GO): phosphopyruvate hydratase complex
Molecular function (GO): phosphopyruvate hydratase activity; magnesium ion binding
Source: RefSeq, a predicted model, not a curated record
AGGAUGGAUCAGGCAGGUCUGAGGAGCAGAAGAGGUCAGCACCACUGGUGUCUCAGGAUCGACAUGUAACUCAACAGAGAGGGAGAAAAACCACAGGUUGUUAGGAUGUCCAUCGUAAGCAUCAUUGCCAGGGAGAUCUUGGACUCUCGGGGAAACCCUACAGUUGAGGUGGACCUGAGGACUGAAAAAGGAUUGUUCAGGGCUGCUGUGCCCAGUGGAGCAUCUACCGGCAUUUAUGAAGCUCUAGAACUCCGAGAUGGAGACAAGAGUCGCUUCAAGGGCAAAGGUGUACUCAAAGCUGUUGGCCACAUCAACGACACCCUUGGACCUGCCCUCAUUGAAUCUGGGAUCAGCGUGGUGGAACAGGAGAAACUGGACAACAUGAUGAUUGAGAUGGAUGGCACAGAAAAUAAAUCUCAGUUUGGUGCCAAUGCCAUUCUCGGGGUGUCCCUGGCCAUUUGCAAAGCUGGAGCAGCAGAAAAGGAGAUUCCCCUGUAUCGCCAUAUUGCCGACCUGGCUGGAAACACAGAACUAGUGUUGCCAGUGCCUGCCUUUAAUGUGAUAAAUGGUGGAUCCCAUGCUGGAAAUAAGUUGGCCAUGCAGGAGUUCAUGGUGCUUCCUGUUGGGGCAGAGUCAUUUCGUGAUGCUCUGCGUGUUGGGGCUGAGCUCUACCAGACUCUGAGGGGAGUAAUCAAGGAGAAGUAUGGACAGGAUGCCACUAAUGUGGGUGAUGAAGGAGGCUUUGCCCCAAAUAUCCUAGAGAACAGUGAAGCUCUCGAAUUGGUCAAGACUGCCAUAGACAAGGCAGGUUUCACAGACAAGGUUGUGAUUGGGAUGGACGUCGCUGCCUCUGAGUUCUACCGUGAUGGGAAGUAUGACCUUGACUUCAAAUCACCUCCAGAUCCUGAAAGAAACAUCACCAGUGAGAAACUCCUAGAGAUCUACCAGAGUUUUGUCAAUGACUUUCCAGUGGUAUCUAUUGAGGACCCGUUUGAUCAGGAUGACUGGGCAGCAUGGACUCGGAUGACUGGUUCUGUGGGGAUCCAGAUAGUGGGCGACGACUUAACGGUGACAAACCCAAAGAGGAUAGAGAAAGCAGCAGAGGAACGUGCUUGCAACUGCCUGCUUCUGAAGGUCAACCAAAUCGGCACAGUCACAGAGGCCAUCCAUGCGUGUAAGCUGGCCCAGGCCAAUGGCUGGGGUGUGAUGGUCAGCCAUCGCUCUGGAGAGACAGAGGACACAUUCAUUGCAGAUCUUGUAGUUGGGCUCUGCACUGGACAGAUCAAGACUGGAGCUCCAUGUAGAUCUGAGCGUCUGGCCAAAUACAAUCAGUUGAUGAGGUGA